AUCUCUGAGCGACGGUUGCGACUCCGGUUUUCACCAUGGCCGAAGCAGAAUCAAAGAAAGUCAUCAAGUUAGUUCCUGAGUAUCUCCUGAAAAAGAGGAAAGCCUACCAGGCCAUCAAAGCCACACAAGCCAAGCUAGCACUGCUUGAGAAGAGGAAGGUAUGCAAAGGCAAAGCAAUUAAGUUUAAGCGUUUGGAAGACUUCUUGAAAGACAGCCACAGGAGGCAUCGUGAUGAAACUCGCAUCCGGAGGUCUGAGCACAGGCCACCUGCUCCUCUGCCUCCUGCUAAGAACAGGCUAGCCUUUGCCGUCCGCAUCAGAGAGAUCAAAGGUGUCAGUCCCAAAGUGAUGAAGGUGAUCCAGAUGUUGAGACUGAGGAAGAUCUUCAGCGGGGCCUUUGUCAAAAUCAACAAGACCUCAGUAGCCAUGAUGAAGAUGGUGGAGCCGUAUGUGGCCUGGGGAUUUCCCAACUUGAAGUCUGUUCGUGAGCUCAUUCUGAAGAGAGGGCAGACCAGGAUCGGCAGGAGGAGAGUUCCUCUCACAGACAACACCUUCAUCGAGCAGCACAUGGGUAAACAUGGCAUCAUCUGUUUGGAGGACCUGAUUCACGAGAUCUACUCGGUUGGUAAGGGCUUCCGAGCUGCCAACAACUUCCUGUUGCCUUUCAAGCUGUCGGUUGCUCGUCACGCUGCCAGGGAUAAGGCUGGGCUGCUGAAGGACCUUGGAAACCCUGGAUUUCGCAACACAGACAUUAACGCCAUCAUCAGACAACUGAACUGAGGAGGAACUCAUGAAAGAUGGACAUUCGGCAGCAUCUAUAAGGAUGCUUUAUUGAAAGAAGCAAAUGCCAACAAUGUUUCUUUGGCAGGGGGUGAUGGGUUUACCCCAGUCAUAUUUAAUGUACAUUUAUGUGUACACCCAUUCUUCUGGGUACAGUGAUGGCCAAGAGUGGAGUUGCCCCUGACGACAGACUGAUGGAAGCAGUCGGCUCUUUGGUAAAAGUGUAACAAUAUUAACAAUAUCUCUUUAAAUGUAAUAUAUCAUCUGUUAAAGGGUGCUUCGUUGCUACAUUUAAUAUUCCUCAGGUUGUCAGAGGAAUGGAUCAAUACUGGUUGCAUAUAAUAGGACAGUAAUUGAAUAAUUAGGAUGGGCUGUCCUGCAUGCAGGAACCAGCAGCCCACCUACAGCGAAUUCAUGUACUACAUUGUAGUUUUCAGCCUGAAAAAUCUGUUGAUUUAUGAUUCACUGUAAAUACAGUUUGUUUUUACAAUAAAAAAAGAUUCAGCAGUU
Messenger RNA from Epinephelus moara (kelp grouper), 1289 nucleotides. RefSeq names its product ribosomal protein L7-like 1 (gene rpl7l1). Gene Ontology annotation, molecular function: structural constituent of ribosome; RNA binding. Gene Ontology annotation, biological process: maturation of LSU-rRNA from tricistronic rRNA transcript (SSU-rRNA, 5.8S rRNA, LSU-rRNA). The record is from RefSeq and is a predicted model, not a curated record. Gene Ontology annotation, cellular component: cytosolic large ribosomal subunit. The transcript has 6 exons. Lineage: Eukaryota; Metazoa; Chordata; Actinopteri; Perciformes; Serranidae. Bases 36 to 779 code for a protein of 247 amino acids.